This is a messenger RNA of Plasmodium vinckei vinckei, 1503 nucleotides long. RefSeq names its product sphingomyelin phosphodiesterase, putative. The record is from RefSeq and is a predicted model, not a curated record. The coding region runs from base 1 to 1503 and encodes 500 amino acids. Gene Ontology annotation, molecular function: sphingomyelin phosphodiesterase activity. Lineage: Eukaryota; Apicomplexa; Aconoidasida; Haemosporida; Plasmodiidae. The transcript has a single exon.
AUGAUACAGGUUCCAUUAAGUAGAAAAAUAAAUUUAGGGUAUCGACAAAAACCGUUAGGGGAGUAUAUAUGUGAACUUGAUGAUAUUUAUGAUAUUGAUGUUCUUGCCCUGAAUGAAGUUUUUACAAAAUCAGCUUAUGAAAUGUUUACUACCGGUGAAAUAAGAAAACGAUUUCCUUAUUAUACUAAAAUAUUAGGAGAUAAAACAAAAAGUAAAAUUACAGAUGAAGCUGUUAGUGAUGAUGAUGAGGAGGAGGAUGAUUUAUUUAGUAAACAUAUAGAACGUGAUAUAAAAGAAUAUGUUUCAAAUGAUUGUUGUAAUGACGAUAUAUAUAAUGAAAAUAAAGAAAACAGACACGAAUGCGAAUGCAAUGAUACUGAGUCAGAAAAUAGUAAAAAUGAAAUAAAAAAUGAAAAAAAAUGUACAAAUUCAAAUGGUAAACUUUGUAAUGAUACUGAAACUAAUGCAAAUAACUCUUUACGCGAGGUAGAUAAAAAUAAUAUCACACACUCAGAUAAAUCAAUUAAAAAUAAUAUUAAUUCUGUAAAUAAACUCAAUAAUAUAAAUGGGACAAACAAAGAAAAAGAUGAAAUAAAUCGAAAAAUUGCAUCCACUGAUAAUAAAAAUUGUGAAUCAUGUGAAGGAGAAAAUAAUAAAAUAAAUGGCAAUAGUAUGGCAUUAUCUCCUUCCCCCAUACUUAAUAAUGCCAAAGAUUCCAUGAAAAAAGAAAAAAAAGAGAAAAAUGAAAAAAAAAAAAAAGAAAAAAAAAAAAAAGAAAAGAAAAAAAAAAAAUACAAGGACCCCCCACCAUUCGAUUCUAUUUCAGGAGGGCUCAGAUUCCGUCAUUUUUUAAGCGGAGGUAUAAUAAUUUUGUCAAAACAUGAAAUAACACAGAAGCAUGCAUUAAUAUUUGAAAAUUGUAAAUUCCCUGAAAUGUUUAGUGCAAAAGGAGCUAUAUAUAUAAAAGUUAAUAUAAAAAAUCGUUCUAUUAAUUUAGUAUCAACACAUUUACAUUCCGGAAAUAGUAAGGGGGAUCAAAAAUGUAGACGUAAACAAAUAGAUGAAUUAAGUAAAUGGGUAUAUCAAGGUCCUCCAAGUGAAUUUAUAAAAAAAGGAGAACCAUUAUUUUUUGUUGGUGAUUUUAAUAUAAGAUAUAUUAAAGAUGAAAGUUUUUUUAAAGAAGUAACAUCAAGUAAAUAUUUAAACUGUACAGUAACAAAUAAAACACUAGAAACAACUUUUGAUUCAUCUAUUAAUGAUUAUUGUGAAUAUGGUGAAGAUGAUUAUGAUCAUAAAUACAUUGAUACACUAGAUUAUAUUUUAGUUUCUAAUGAUUCAAAGGUCACAACUAUAAUACCCCAAACAGCCAUACAAUGUGGCUAUAAACCUAUAUCUAUAUUUAGAACUAUUUUAUGUUGUAUACCAUACAAUAAUAUAAAUAUACAUCAUCCUAGUGAUCAUUUUCCCAUAUAUGCUACUUUCAAAUUACCUGAUAAUAAUUAG